UGUAGGAGCAAACUUCUUGAACGCAAAAGGGACUUGAACGAACUACGAAGACAGCUUGGAGAAUGUUUGUAUACAAUUCAAUCCUUUUAUAGCAAUACCAACUGGGUUGAAAUGUAUGGACCGAAGCCUUAUUUGGAUUUUGGUAUUAAAGGAAAACAACUAAUGGAAAUAGCCACCCAAGAGGAAGAUACUUGUAUAGACGUACAACACAUAAAUAAAGGCUGCAAAGAUAACAUGUUAGUGGAGAACAAGCUGACAAGUGGCUACCAUCAUGGUCGGGGAAAUGUUAAACCACCAAGAUCACGGGGUUCAAAGACAGGAAAAUGUAGUCAUGGUGGACCGGCCGAUACAAGUCGACGAUUGCCAGCGAAGUGUGGAAUUAAUAAAGAUACAACAAUUGAGAGACUUUCACCACAUUACCAUCUACACGACGAAGCUUAUCUCGCAGCUGUAGCUGCUACAAAACAUUUUUUAAUCGAUAAAGAUACAGGAAUUCUUCAACACCUCGGGAACGAAUUAUUCGAUUUGCUUUUUCAUAUCAAACAACGGAGAAAAGUAUCUUUGUCAUUUGCUGUUGAUUAUUCUGGAUCAAUGGCAUCAGAAAUAGCCGCAACAAAAAAUACAAUAAUUGAACUUGUAACAAGUACACUAGGCUCUGAUAAUGAACCAGCAAACUACGUGUUAUCUUUAUUUAAUGAUCCGGCUUCUCUAAAUAAGGCCUACGUCUUUAGUAGUGGUACAGAAAUGAUACAAGCCAUAUCAAAUGUAUCAGUUCAUGGAGGGGGUGAUUGUCCAGAACUAGCAGCAGCCGGAAUAUUAAAUGCAAUUGAACUAUCUUUACCCGAUUCCACCAUAAUAGUUUUCACUGAUGCUGAUGCAAAAGAUGUAAACCUGAAACCAGAGAUAGAAACAAAAGCUGCAUUAAAACAAAUCAAGGUUACAACACUUAAGACUGGCCUAUGUAGAAGAAGAAAGCGAAAUGCAGAUUCAGCUUACCGAUAUCGACGUGACACAACCUUCUUUGAGAGUGUAGCAGCUAUCACUGGCGGAAAGGUUUAUGAUACAAAUAAAACAGAUAUAGGGAAUGUUUUAGAUGAAGUUAUUAAGGAAGUUUUUCCAACGUCAGAGGUGUUAUUAGAAUAUUUUACAUGGAAAUCAGAGGAAAAUCAAACCAGAGCUGUCUUUGUCGACAAAUCAAUGCAAAUCCUGAAAAUUGUUAUCAAAGGGGCAACGAGGAGAGAAGAAAUUGAUUUUGAAUAUCCAAAUGGGACAAGAGAGACAUUUUCAACACCUACAGCAACACGUAUAUUAACGGAUAAAAACGAUUUAAUUAUGUCUAUACAGAAGCUAUCUCCAGGAAUGUAUUACUUACGUAGAACAAAAAUGUUAUCUUACAAAGUGAACAUGACAGCUCAAAGCUCCAUUGAGGUUGAUGGUGAAAUAAUUGAAGAGAACGUAAAUGGAUCAUCGCUAUCAGUUGAGGGAUCCCCGUAAGUUGGUAAGAAAUACACUUACAUAGUCACGAUUGUAAAUAUUGGAAAUGGCACAUGUACUGAACUUUCAAUUGUGGAUGCGAUUGGAAAUGUGAACAGCAGCUACAAAUCAACUGUGACAUUUUCUGACAUAGAUCUAAUGUGUUCUGCAGAUAUAGUUGUACCAGACAUUACAUUUCAAGUAAAAGUUAGUGCUAUAGAUGAGUCCAAUGCUAUAAUUAUUAGGACUUUACCAUUUGUCGUUAAACCCACUGGCGUUGAGCUGACAAUUACAUCAUAUAGAGAUGACAUUCCACUUGACAAGGAAAACAAAGUCUCAUACAGUAUUAUAAAUACAGGGUCGAAAAAAGAGAUGUACAAUGUUCGUUUCCAUGACGACAAAUCCUUUGCUCUUGGACCUCGCACUCAUUAUCAUAAUCUGAAUUCUGGAGAUAAAGCUAAUGGAAGUUUUAUACUGUUUCCGAAAAACGAUGUCGGAGUACUAACAUAUAGUGUAAUAGCAGAACUGAAUUCAACAUUGGCAAGACAACAAACCAUAACAAAGCGGG
Messenger RNA from Mytilus trossulus (common blue mussel), 2041 nucleotides. Its product is annotated as von Willebrand factor A domain-containing protein 7-like. Bases 112 to 1494 code for a protein of 460 amino acids. The record is from RefSeq and is a predicted model, not a curated record. The transcript is spliced from 15 exons. Lineage: Eukaryota; Metazoa; Mollusca; Bivalvia; Mytilida; Mytilidae.